GUACAAUAUAUUUGUAUCCCGAAGCUUCAACAACAACUUCCGGGUAAGACGUGGUGACCUUGGUCGGUUGAUCAUCAUGGCGGCUAUCGUUCGGUUGAGUUCUGUUUGUCGCAGGGGAUUUCAGCCUCUGUUCUAUCAAAGCACCUUCCUGGCGAGGCCAUUCGUUGCACCAAACAAACACCAUGAGCAAACAUACUUGUUCACUGCAAGGAUUCAUGCAUCCCAGCAUCUAAAUGCGAGCUCUGGCUCCAAAGCUGCCUCUCUGCACUGGACAGCUGAGCGAGUUUUGAGCAUCCUACUGCUGGCUAUGGGGCCUGCUGCUUAUUUUCACCCCGGUUCUGCUAUAGAUUACUCUCUGGCUGCUGCACUUACCCUACAUGGACACUGGGGUUUAGGGCAGGUGUUGACCGAUUAUGUUCACGGGGACGCCAAGAUCAAGAUCGCCAAUGCUGGUCUAUUCCUCCUGUCCACGGUCACAUUCGCAGGGCUUUGCUACUUCAACUAUAACGACGUGGGCAUCUGCAAAGCCAUCGCUUUGCUUUGGAGCAAAUGAACAUGAAUAUUGGCUUACCAGCUCAGAAAAAUCACGUGAACACAUUUAAUGUAAAUUCUUAUAAAUAUACAGCUUUAAUGAUAUUUCCGGUGAUGUGUGUCAUUGAAUUUCAGUUUUGUCAAUGGAAUAAUUAUUGGACAAUUCUCUUACGUGCAUGGAGGGAAUAAGCUUGUUAAUGCUCUGUGCUGGAGCUUGUAAUUCCUUUGUCCAGUCAUGAAUUUGUAGUCUGUUCCAUGUCAUAUCAUUUCUUAGUUAUUGUAUUGUUUCAUUGUAGUUUAUUCUUCCAUAUAUGGCACAUUGUACACAGCACAAUGCAGUACUUUUUUUGGGACCCCCCACAAACAUACAAAUACCAGGAUUCGAUUUGUUGGAUGAUUGUCAAAUAUGAUUUGUUUAUUCUGUGUACAUACCAUUGAUCUUAAACCCAUCUGAAAUAAGAUGUACUACAUUGUAUUUUAAUGUUACUUUUGAGACACUUCAUAUUGGUCAGGGGUUUAUUGGCAUCUUUCAACAAAAUAUGAAGGCCUGUACUUAUGUCUUUUACUGUAAGUCACUCAGCUUUUAUUGUAAAGCCUGCUUCAAAAAUAUAUAAUUAUUUUACA
Messenger RNA from Syngnathoides biaculeatus (alligator pipefish), 1155 nucleotides. It is a transcript of the gene sdhdb, whose product is annotated as succinate dehydrogenase complex, subunit D, integral membrane protein b. Gene Ontology annotation, biological process: tricarboxylic acid cycle; mitochondrial electron transport, succinate to ubiquinone. Lineage: Eukaryota; Metazoa; Chordata; Actinopteri; Syngnathiformes; Syngnathidae. Gene Ontology annotation, molecular function: heme binding; ubiquinone binding. The coding region runs from base 77 to 553 and encodes 158 amino acids. Gene Ontology annotation, cellular component: membrane; mitochondrial envelope. The record is from RefSeq and is a predicted model, not a curated record. The transcript has 4 exons.